AGUGCAAUAAGAAUAAAAUAUACACUACAAAUGUACUGCACUUUGUUUAUCACCAAAACAAUAACAAAUAGUGAAUUUUUUUAUAAACAAAUUUAACAAAAUCAAUAAAUUUGUAUGCAUUAUUGAGCAAAGAAUUAAAGUAAAAUUAUAAUGCAGAAUUUUGAUAUGAAUAUGGAUUUUUUAUUUGCACUACUACCACCAUCAAAUUUUCAAAUGACCGAUGAACAAUUAGUAUUAUGGCAACAUAAUGCUAUUUUUGAGUGCGAAUGUGAUAAUUUUAUAAAUCGACGCAUUGAAGCUGAUCGUCAGGAACGGGCCGAGUAUUUGAGUAACUAUGCUAUAAAUACUGCCAUACAACAGCACGGUCUACAGAGAAGGCGUCGCCGGAGUGAGGGUAACGAGAAUGAUGGAAGUGUUUUUAUUGUCCAUCCACCAGCCAGACGACCACAUUUAAGUCCUCUUUACUAUGAGGUGUAUGAAGAUGCUGUCGCAGAAGCCAUACGUGAAAGAGGUUUAGUAUUAAGAGGCAGACCUUAAAAAUGAUAAUUAUAUAUUUUAAAAGAACAACAUUUCAACUUAAACUGUGCAAUAUGCUAUAGAAUUGUGAAGAAGUUUUAAACAAAUGAAAUACCAGUGUGUGAUGAAUUUCUAUAGUAUAAUAUACACGUGGAAUUAGAACAUCUAAAUGUGAUGAUUUAUGUUCUUUUUUUUUAUUUGUUUUCCCUUAAAACUAAGAGUUAAAGACGAUUUUAGCGCGGUUUUUUGUUAUAAUUCAACGAAAUUUUAAUCUAUGUUUUUAUCUUGGUAAUUUAAGUUGUGAAAAUAAGUAUAUGUAUAGUACAUAUUUACAUAAUAUAGCUCUUUAUACAUACUUAGUAAGAAAGCAUAUAAAAUAUCUGUGUGAAUUUUUAAUAAAAUAGACUUUUUUUCUAAACAAAAA
Calliphora vicina (urban bluebottle blowfly) is the source of this 940-nucleotide messenger RNA. RefSeq lists its product as uncharacterized. The record is from RefSeq and is a predicted model, not a curated record. Bases 151 to 537 code for a protein of 128 amino acids. NCBI's taxonomy places the organism in Eukaryota, Metazoa, Arthropoda, Insecta, Diptera, Calliphoridae. The transcript is spliced from 2 exons.